This is a messenger RNA of Homalodisca vitripennis (glassy-winged sharpshooter), 4908 nucleotides long. RefSeq names its product cilia- and flagella-associated protein 44-like. The transcript is spliced from 23 exons. NCBI's taxonomy places the organism in Eukaryota, Metazoa, Arthropoda, Insecta, Hemiptera, Cicadellidae. The coding region runs from base 83 to 4333 and encodes 1416 amino acids. Gene Ontology annotation, molecular function: protein binding. The record is from RefSeq and is a predicted model, not a curated record.
UAAGAAUAUUUUUUUGUUUUAUGCACAAUACAUAAAUAGUUCUGGUGGCACCCAGGUGGUGAGUGGAUGUUCCUGGGGUAACAUGCUGGUUUGGUCUGAGGGCAGGGUAGUGAUAGAAGCCUGCCAGAGGGAGCGUCAGGCUUGCCACAAUGGUCCCAUCAUCAAUUUUACUUAUAAUCGAACAAUUGAUGAACUAUAUACUGUUGGCCUGGAUGGUUGGAUCAAGAUGUGGCACUAUGGCAGGUUCACACCAGACCCUCUUUCAGAUGACUUGACAGUUGUGAUAAAACCGGUGUUUGAGAUUCAAGUAUGCGACAUUAGAGGCCCAUCCAGUCUGUCCUACAUUCUCAAGAAAAACAGUGACCCAAAUGAUUUCACAUGGUUUGCUCAGGACAAGAACGGAGGACUAUGGGAGGUAGAGAUGCAAGUGUCUGCGACUGUAAGUCCCUCUAUCAGACUCUAUACCUGUCAUGCUGGGCCCAUCGCAGCUGUUGCCGCCAGCCCUCAGUCCCUCUACUUCGCUUCUCUCGCAGCUAAUGGUGUCAUACAUUUCUACGAUUUCCAAACUGGCAACCUUCUUGCCUUCAAAGAAUUCUCCGUUGGAGGAACUAAACUUUUUUGGCUUGCAUUCAAGAUGGCAUGUGGAAAUGAACUGAUAGCAGCAGGUUUUGCAGAUGGGACUCUCAAACUAUUAUCUUUGUCUCCAGAUGGAAGUUGCAUUGAUAUCAAACAAGAAAGCAAGCCUCAUGGAGCAGCAGUCAAUGCGAUCAGUGUAGACAAGUCUUACAAGCUGCUGGUGACGGGUAGUGAGGACAAGACAGUGUUUGUGUACAGGCUGCAGACUUCAGGCCAGCUGGUCCCUGUUGGCUUCAUGCAGCUUCCAUGUGAAAUCCGAUACUUCUCCUGGAAACCUGAUGAGGCAAACACUCUCUUGAUUUGCUGUGGAGAUUCUCUGAGUGAAGCAAUAAUCCCAGAAGAAGUCAACACUAUUAUCUCGUACAAGAUUUCGUCAUCAAUGACCACAGUUGCUCUCAUACAGUCAGAAGACAAUAUACUGGAAAACUUGUUGUAUGCAGUAUACUCUGAACACAAUUCAAUAUAUUUAGUGGAUAGCAGUUCACUUUAUGAGUAUAGCUGGGAGACAAAGAGCAUAAUAAAUCAAGUAACUCUGGACCAGCCAAUCACUGCAGUUAGUAUGAAAGACGAUGGCAAUGUGUGGUUCUUGGGCCUGAACAGUGGGACACUGAGAACCAUGGUGAAGAAGGGUGAGAGUGGCUGGAAUGAUCUAACCCUACACAACCCCACCGAGGGAUCUGUGUCUGACAUCUGCUUUUCAUGUGAUCUUCAGUACCUGGCUGACUGUGGAAGGGACGGCAAUCUCUUUGUCUACUCUCUCAAUAUCAGUCCGUCACUAAUUAAUGGCAGAACUACUUCUUUAAUAGUAGCAGAGUUGCAAGAUAUAUCGGCAGAGGAGGAGGAUGAUCAGGAAAAUCAAGGGGCCAGUCUUGAAGAGGCGAAGAAAGAUGCUGUACUCCGAGAGAAAUUGGCUGUUGUGAUGAUGAAAAAAGUAAGAGUUCAGAAACAACUCGCUUCACUGCGCUUGAGGUUCAAAGAAAUACUAAGGAGGAACAGUCAAUUACCAGAAUCGCAGAGACUACCAGUAACUGAUUUCCAAUUGGACAGACGUCUUCAGUUCCAUAUAAAAAAUCUGAUUGCAACAGAAAUGAAUCUGGUAAAACAAAAACUUAGCUUUGAUGUUGAAAAAAGCCAACUGCGCCUUAACAAGCUAAAAAAUUAUUUCAUUGAUUGUUUAGCUUCAUUUUAUAUUGAAAUUUCAGCAAUCAGGGGAAAAAAGAGUGUAGCUACAUUUGUUCAUAGAAAGAUGGGGGAAGAGUUUGAGAGUGGAGAACAGCUUAUAAAAAAUCUAAUGAAGAGAGCAAGUGAAAAGAUUCAUCGCAAUAGUUAUGAUUUACUGGCCAAGCCUUCUCCAGAUACUGCACCAGCCUGUGCCAUAGAAGUGGACACAGAGGAGCCCUACUUGCGUUCUGUACAAGAUAUCUACAGCAAGUUGAAUAUUAAGACUAAACGAGCUUUGGAGAAGUAUAAACUCAUGAAAAACAAAAAAGAGGACCGUAAAAAACAAUGGCAGGCUUUCUUAGCAACGCAGCCAGACCAAGACAAAAACUUGACUUCAGAUAUUGCAGCUAUUGAACAUGCAAUGCGUACCAUGGGAGACUACAAGCUCAAGUGUUCUGAUGACUAUAAAUUGUUAGACCAGUCUAAGAAUACAACUCUGUAUAAACUGAACCAGUUAGUUGAAGCAAAACGAGAGAUUUACAAUAUGAAAGAAGAGUUUAACAGGAAAGUGCACAUGUUGAGGGAGCAUAAGGUGGAGCUGGUGAGGAAGAUGGAACACUUGGAGACCAGAUUGAUAUGUUUACACAAGGAACUGCCCAAGGACAGUAGGAUCCACUCUCCUCCUCUACCUCAACUGAAUGUGGCUAAAGAAUAUCCUGAACGGCAAUACCAGAUCAGUCCUGGCAGAGAACCAGGAAUCAUGUCACCUCCACUGCAGGAGUUUGAUGAAGAAUUCUUUAUCCUUUAUGGUAGUCGGAUAUCAUUAACCUCUUUAUAUUCCUUUGAUGAAGAUCUUGAAGAGUAUGAUAAAGAAAACGAAAGUUUAAGUGACGAAGAAAACAUUAACCAGGAUGAAGACACGCUCUGGGAAACUGAGAUAAGAAUUCUUCGCACUGCUAGGCAAGUUUUCAAACAAAAUGACAUACUAGAGGAGAUGGAAGUACUAAUGACAGAAUUUGACACCCACCUUGAGGAGCUGAGUCAUGAGCGACUUCAGCUGUCCAUAGAUAUCAAGUACUUAGAGUGUUUCGUGAACUUACUGCAUCAGGAACUUCACAUUAUCCACAGCUACGAUGAGACGGAAGCAGCUAUUUUGGAGAGGGUCAACAACAGUCUCGCAGAGAAACAUACAAAACAUCUUAAGGUAAAUAUAUUACAACACAAGAUAGAUGCACGAGCUGCCGAGCUAACCCUGGUAGAAGAGAAGUUGGCUGCUGUUGAGAAAAGCUUUACAGAGUUGACAGCAGGCAACCGUGUGUCCAAGCACUUGACAAGAAUCUUUAGGAAAAAGUAUAGACCCCAGCUGUUAAAAAGAGAAAAUGAAGAGGAAGAGAGUGAAGAAGAGUCUUCAACUGAGGAAGACACUUCGGAUGACUCUGAUUCUGCUGUCAAUGUCGGCAAGCCUAGUCCUCGCAUUGAUGACAACAAGUGUCCUGCUGAUUGUGAUAAGGAAAUACACAAGGAAACAUUGGAGCUUAGAUCUAAACGGUACCAGUUAGAGGCAAAGAUUACUUCGGAAAAGCAAGCCAUUGAUUUGAUGGUGAAGGAGAAAGAACGUACAUUUAAAUUUCUUAAACUGAUAGAGCCAGUUUUAAGAAUGAAUCAAGAUCAGUUGGAAAAGAUUCAGAAAGACAAACAAACUAAAUUAAAUGAGACCGAAGUGUUGGUAGUCCUGAGCUGUAGUCAGGUCUGUGGCCAGAACCUGCUCAUGUCAAGAGAUGAUCUGGACAAACUACGAGCCCGAGUUUCUGAGCUCCAACGGCAAACUGAUGUGCAGUUGGAGAAACUAAAGAAAAGUCAAAGAUAUCAACAACGCUUAACUGAUGAUUAUUCAAAAAUAGACUUACAGAUUUCUCAGUUGAAGAAGGAUAUAGACAAAGCUAUGAUUUGUAAAUUUGGACAGCAUGUAGAUGUAGAAACUCUUGAAGAAAAGAUCCUAGAGCAAAUGAUCCAGAGAACAAGAAAAACACUCAAGGAAGAAGAACUGCAUAAAAAGUAUGAGAGGAUGAUAAAGGAUUUAAAAGAGGAGCUAUUAGAAAAAACAGAAGACUUAGCAGACUUAAUGAGAGAGAACACACAUAAGCUUCAAAUGCUUUCAUCAUUGGAAGAAGAAAAGCAGAAGCUUAUAGCUCUAGCCAUAAGAGUAAAUAAGGCUGCAGCUGAACCAAACGACAGAGAGGCUGAAUACACUCAGGAUGUGCAUAAGUUGACAAAAAUUUUGAAUUGUCUACUACUCCAGAAGGAGACAAUCAUCCAUGAGAUCAAAGUGUUAAGUUUGAAGGGUCGGCCACUGCCACCGAUAGUACAGACAGUGGUUAAGGAGCCAGACACAAUUAUGGCACCCAAAUGUGAGAGCAGAGACUCAGACGACGUGCCUACGACUGAGGAGGGGCACAUGGCGGUGGCUCAGGAUCUUGAGGAGAAGGAGGAGGACAGUGAGUUUGAAUAUAUGGAGAAUGGUGCAACAGAGCAGUAAUUGUGUACAGACAUUUAUUACCCAGCAAGUAGAACAACUUGUACCAGACAUAAAUAUUGGUAGACACAACGGUUGUUUUCUCAAAUGUAUUUUAAAGGAGGAAUUGUUGCUGUUAACAUAAGAAUUAUUAAGAAAAAAAAUCUUAAAAGGUGCUUAUAACUCAAGAUUCUUCAAUAAAUAUAAUACUAAUAAGACAAAAAAUAAAAACAAACAAUUUUGAGAUAACAUUGCUUUAACAUAUCAAGAACGACAAAUUGUGCCCAGCAUGAAUUUGGACUGCAGGUGUUGUUUACAGGACAGCAACAGCAGCCUGAUAUUUGUAAUAGUGAAAUACUACUCAAGACAAUUCUGCCUAGCUCCUACAGUGCUACGUACAAUUCUAGGUAUAAAAAUUAUGGGCUGGUGAAUCAAAGUUAGUGGUAUUAAAAUAUUUGUGAUAACAUUACAUAUAUUACCUUUUUGAGAACCAUUGAUGAUAUUUUUUUAUAAAUGGACAUAAAUCAAAUAGAAGUGUCAUUUAUGUUCCUUAGUUCUAUUCUAAAUUUCAAUAUAUUAAACUUAUAUAUUUUUAUAAA